AUGCAGCAACCCAGAUCCGCUCUCUCGCCCCUUCCCGACAUCGUGCGCGGCCCAUCUGCACCGCCGCGACUACCACCUCGCGCUUCCCCACCACCGCCUGCUCCAGACUUCCUCGUCAUCGGCUUGUUCGCCCUGCGACUCACCAAGCGGUUGAUUGAAAGCCUCGAGUACUAUCCCGGUCGUGAUGCUGACAUCAUCUGGCUCGUUAACUUCCUCUCGCCCUUCCACAAUGAAUACGAACUAGCCAAGAUCUCAGGUGCUCGGAGAGAUGACUAUCUCGCGACGUAUCAGAGCAUUGUUUCACGGAUGAAGAAGCAGCCAAAGUACCCUAUGCGGUUCAUGCAGAUGAAUCCGGAUCAAUCGGCGCAGCCAGCAAGGCGAGGCAGCGAGAUGGAGCGACCGAGGGACAUGACCGAUGCUGAGCGACUGGAGAUCAUCAACUUCUGCGAUGCAGCAGGCGAGUGGGGAUCCAUCCUCCCGAUACCAGCGCGUGAAGCAGAGAGAAUGGUCGAGCUAGCUGACCGAAGAAAGAUCGCCGAUCUCGAAGACUCUCGUCGGCAACGACCGCAAUACGAAGAUAGGGAGGAGUCACGAGAUCGAAUGCAAUCACGGCGCGAAGAUAGAGAGGAGCUGAGGUCAGGCAGCCGGAACGCGAGGACAGAUAUGGACUACACAAUACUGGGGCGUGGCGUGGCGACGAAUAUCUUCCGCCUGAUGAAAGGCAACAGCCAGUGGAUACGAGAAGGAGACGGCGGGUAUCCUUCGCGGACGAUAGGCAGUACUACGAGGUAA
Alternaria ventricosa is the source of this 792-nucleotide messenger RNA. RefSeq lists its product as uncharacterized. Bases 1 to 792 code for a protein of 263 amino acids. Lineage: Eukaryota; Fungi; Ascomycota; Dothideomycetes; Pleosporales; Pleosporaceae. The record is from RefSeq and is a predicted model, not a curated record. The transcript has 3 exons.